This is a messenger RNA of Jaculus jaculus (lesser Egyptian jerboa), 468 nucleotides long. Its product is annotated as DAZ-associated protein 2-like. The coding region runs from base 1 to 468 and encodes 155 amino acids. The record is from RefSeq and is a predicted model, not a curated record. The transcript has 3 exons. NCBI's taxonomy places the organism in Eukaryota, Metazoa, Chordata, Mammalia, Rodentia, Dipodidae.
AUGACACCCGCAGCCACCGUGAACAGCAAAGGCCAAUAUCCAACACAGCCUACCUGCCCCGUGCAACCUCCUGGGAAUCCGGUGUAUCCUCAGGCCUUGCAUCUUCCUCAGGCUCCACCCUAUACAGAUGCUCCACCUGCACACUCAGAGCUCUAUCGUCCGAGCUUUGUGCACCCGGGGGCUGCCCCAGUCCCCACCAGGUCAGCUGCAUUUCCUGGCGCCUCUCUGGCUUACGAUCCCAUUGGUCCCAUCAAUCCACCUGGCUCCACAGUGCUGGUGGAAGGAGGGUAUGAUGCAGGCGCCAGAUUUGGAGCUGGGGCUACCGCUGGCUACAUUCCUCCCCCACCUCCUGGACGCCCUCCCGACGCCGCUCAGCUCGCAGUCACGCGGGGAGCCAAAGUCCUUGUAACUCAGCCGAAGGGAAGCUGCUUCACGGGUGGCUCGGAUGGUGGCCACACCAUUUGGUGA